GAGACGCAAAUCUCACGUAGGGACUUCCCCUACUUGUAAGUUUAGGAUUUUUGUCAAAGUUUUUUUAAUUUUUAAAAUGGAUUUCGUCUCCGAAAAACCCAAACCUGUACGACUAGGGCGAGAUUCAAUAACUCUUCGCACACAAGAGUCGAAUUAUAUCCCAGUAAUAAGCGACAUUCCGUAUGUAACUAGAACUCAAGCAAAAGCGUGGCUAGCUUACAAGGGAGCGCGGCCGAUCCACCGAACUACUCUACAAUUAGAUAGAACACGUCAUAAACUCGAUUAUGUGACGUUGUAUAAACAUUAUCACCGUGGCAAUCCAAAACUCAGUGGAGUGAGACGCCCCCCAACUUGCCCCUCAUUGUUUACAUCACAAUGGGAGAUUGGGGAAAACAAUGAGCGUUGUUUCAACACAAACCACAAUGUUAUGUUUCCACCAAAAACAGGAGAAUCCAUAUCAUUGAUGCGCGACGUACAAGUUCGUAAUCGCGUGAGCAACACCCAUGGAUUGAGAAUGGUGGACGUCACCCACCAUGACGAGGGGGCGUCAUAUUUUACCUCGUAUCGUAACUCCCACGAUGCAUUGGGGCAAUCUCGGGGUAGGGGAGUUCCCCAUGUUAGGAAGAAACCUCCAGUUUUCAACAUAAUUUCAGGUGAAAUAUCAGCUCCAACUUCAGGAAGAAUCGAUCAUCGAUUACGAUCCGGUAACAGAGUCCUUUCUGAGCAAAGAAGAAGAUCAAACAUUUAUCAGACUUUUCAACUAGGGUGAAAAAAAAUUUAACAGUGUUUUGAAAAUUGCUUUUUCGACAAUCUUGUAAUUUUUUAAUUUUUAUUUAUAGUCUUUAUAGUAUAAUCAAGGAAAAAUAGGAGUUUAAAAAAGAAAUUAUAAUCACAGAUCAUGAGUGUAAUUUCAUAUCAAAACUCACCUUUUCAAUGUACUUUUGUUUUACAAGUGUUCAUCUUUUUUUUAAUAACUCUUCAUUAUAUUUUGCCAAUGUCAAGUGCUGGUAAUACUUGUUAUUUUUGAUCAGUUUACCUUCAUUCUUACCUUUCUGGUAUUAUCAUUGUUAAUAUUUGUAACCUGACUGAUUAGUUUUAUCUUGACUGUGACCAUUAAGACUGUGGUGUCAUCAUUGUGUUUUAUAUUUUCAUUUCAUUUUUUGUCGCUGCCUGACAAUCAUGUAUGUAAUAAAUGAUCCAAAAACACACA
Molecule: messenger RNA, 1210 nt
Organism: Ciona intestinalis (vase tunicate)
Lineage: Eukaryota; Metazoa; Chordata; Ascidiacea; Phlebobranchia; Cionidae
Source: RefSeq, a predicted model, not a curated record